Molecule: messenger RNA, 879 nt
Organism: Rangifer tarandus platyrhynchus (Svalbard reindeer)
Lineage: Eukaryota; Metazoa; Chordata; Mammalia; Artiodactyla; Cervidae
Source: the annotation of a GenBank genome assembly
AUGGCACCCGUCCGAGUUUGCUUUCGUGUAGUAUCACAUGUCUGGCGACGUCUACAAGUCAUCUCUACUGCGGUGCGGGAAGAGCUGCCGGACUGUCCGCCGUAUACCCAGCGCCUGCUCGAGUUUGCUUUCGUCUACUGUCACGUGUCCGGCGACGUGUACUGGUCAUUUGUACUGCGUUUCGGGCUGCUGAGGAGUUUGUUCCGUGCGGCGUUUCCAGAGUACGACGUCCUGCUCCAUGCCAACAGACGUGGCCCCGGCCUGACGGUCAGUGUACGCGAGGCACAGCGCUAUCCGCUGGAGGGGCCGGCAGCGUCGCCCCGGCACCGCAUCUGUUGCCAGGGGCCGACGGACUGCGACUUUUCCUUCACAUUGCAGUGCAGAAGUAGCUCUCAAGCGUCAGGUUGUAGCAUAUUUUUUCCCGAGUUCCCUCGGACGGGGAGCGGCUCCAUCGCUAAGGUGCACUGUGCAGUGUGGGCGGGGCCGCUGAAUGAGGUGGGACUAGAAACUGAGGCGGCAGCGACCCAAAGUACACGAUUGUGCGGUGUGCAGCCUCCAAGGGACCCGGCGCCGCUAGCGAAAGACACCUGUAGUGAAGUAGCAGCCACCCUGGACGCAGCAGCCGAGUGCGGAGCGACAGGACAAGAAGUUCGGGAGCCGGCGGCAGCAAGAGGUCCAAAAAUGUCCGGUUGUCGCGAAACAUCACAAGGAGCGGAGCGGCUCACUGAGGGCGCAGCUGACUACGCCGAAGUCUUUGCUCUAUCAGAACGGGUCCACCAAAUAGCUUCACCCAGCCGCUCGACCGGCAACAGCGGCCGGCGACGUAGCAGCAGCAGCGGCUGGAAGGACUGCGACCCCAGCAACGAUGUCGACGCCUGA